CUUAUAUACUCUUUCCCCCCUGCAAGAAUCACAUUUCUGGAUUAGCUGCAGAAAUAUUUCUGCUCCCAUAUUUUAACGUUUUUAACCAACAUGCGAGCUUGGUGAAGAUAACACUCCUGCUAGAUCCGCUCUACCCAACGCUCUGUAUUCCGUCACCCGAGCUAUGGCGCCUCCAAAACCCCUCAUCCUCCGGUUCGAGAGCCGAAAUGGGCAGUUUCGCUUAACCGUUGAACCUGCUGAACUCUUUCCGGCUCUAUUACCAAAGAUCCUCUCGAAUUUACCUCAGAAUGUUGAUCCUACAUCCAUAGCCCUAUCAAAUCAACCCAUAGGCACUGGGGGCCAGGAGAGAAAGCUUAGCCUGCUCGAUGGUGUUUCUAUACAACAAGUUGGCCUAAAGCACGGGGACAAGUUAUUCAUCGGAUAUAGUGAACAGUCGACUCUUGUAAAUGGCAAAUCCUCCAACACGUCGGCUGGAAACAUGCAGCACAUUUCACGUCGACUAAAUGGAGCACCAGUGCCGGAACAGGACCUGCCAGCACCCCCUCAGCCCUCGUCUCCAACCGCGCUCAUUAAGAAUCCAUGGGAAGUUGUUCAGCAAUCCGCUCUGGACGAUAGACUAGAUAAGAAAGAUGGCAAAAUACCACGAGGACGGGAUUUGAAGAUGUGCCGCCACGGCCCAAAGGGAAUGUGCGAUUAUUGCAUGCCACUGGAGCCAUAUGCCCCCGAAUAUCUGGCAGACAAGAAGAUUAAACACCUCUCCUUCCAUUCUUAUUUACGAAAAGUCAACUCGUCAAAAAAUAAACCAGAGCUAGGGAGCUCCUUUAUGCCCCCAUUGACAGAACCUUACUAUAGGGUGCGGAAAGAUUGCCCAUCCGGGCAUCCAGCGUGGCCUGAAGGAAUAUGCACGAAAUGUCAACCCAGCGCCAUCACACUACAGCCGCAGGAAUUUCGAAUGGUGGAUCACGUCGAGUUUGCCUCGCCGGAUCUCAUUAAUUCUUUACUUGACUUUUGGCGAAAAUCGGGUUCACAGAGACUCGGGUUUUUGUAUGGUACAUAUGAAGAAUAUUCCGAGGUGCCUCUUGGCGUAAAGGCUGUUGUCCAGGCUAUUUAUGAACCGCCUCAAGUUGAUGAGGUUGAUGGGAUAACACUUCGUGAAUGGGAGAAUGAGAGGGAUGUCGAUGAAGUGGCAAAGUUAUGCGGGCUUGAAAAGGUGGGCGUUAUUUUCACUGAUCUUCUGGACUCAGGGCUUGGGGAUGGUACUGUUAUCUGUCGACGACAUAUUGAUUCCUACUACCUCUCUUCGCUCGAAGUUGCUUUUGCGGCUCGACUCCAAGCGCGAUACCCCAAACCAAGUAAGUGGAGCGAAACUGGCAGGUUUGGCUCCAAUUUUGUUACAUGCAUUUUGAGUGGAGAUGAGAAUGGUGCGAUUUCCAUUAGUGCGUAUCAAGCGUCCAAUUCGGCCGUGGAAAUGGUGAGAGCAGAUAUCGUCGAACCUUCUGCAGACCCUUCGGUGAUGCUUGUGCAGCGUGAGAAUGAGUUGGAAAAUGCGGACACCGGGAACGCGCGAUAUAUCCCCGAAGUUUUCUAUAGGAAAGUCAACGAAUAUGGUGCGAAUGUUCAAGAGAACGCUAAACCGGCCUUCCCCGUUGAAUAUCUUUUUGUGACCUUAACCCAUGGCUUCCCAACAGAGCCUUCAGCUUUGUUUGCCGAUACUACAUUUCCGAUUGAGAAUAGAGAGGUUAUUGGGGAGAGUCAGGAUAUUCGAAACGUUGCAAAGAAGCUCCUUUCACGCUCGGAUCCCGACGAAGCGAUACGGGCUGUAUCCAAUUUCCACCUACUGUGUUUCAUGCAUGGUCUCGGUAUCUUGAGUAAGGAAGAGGAAGCCCUCCUUUGCACUGUCGCUCGAACACACGAUCCAGCCGAUGGCGUCCAGUUGAUUAAUACACCAGGCUGGGCUACACUGGUGACCAUACUUCAGGAGAGCGCCUAGAAUAAAAUCUCCCGUCGUUUCCACGUGCGUACGAACCUAGCUUUCCAUUCGGCCGCCUCGAUUUAUUUUCAAAUUACCUCCCAUCUACCAUCCCCGUAUCUACCAUCGAUUCUCACCCUAUGGUCUCGUAUUGGUGCGGAUAUGAGCGUACCUAGCAUGAACAGAAUGGGACGGAUACUUAAGCAUAUACCUUGCAAGACAACGCUUUUCCUCAGAAAGGUAAUUCGGCAGUUUGACCUUAUUUAGUAGCUUUCUUGAUAUGGAAAUCGUCAUUAAGGGCCGGACAUCGGGGCUAUGUGUAAUCCUUAGUCAUGUUGGAUCUGAAAUUUAAUUGAGUCGGGUUGGCGCC
Coccidioides immitis RS is the source of this 2339-nucleotide messenger RNA. Its product is annotated as nuclear protein localization protein 4. Gene Ontology annotation, biological process: ubiquitin-dependent protein catabolic process. The coding region runs from base 164 to 1990 and encodes 608 amino acids. The record is from RefSeq and is a predicted model, not a curated record. Lineage: Eukaryota; Fungi; Ascomycota; Eurotiomycetes; Onygenales; Onygenaceae. Gene Ontology annotation, cellular component: nucleus. The transcript has 5 exons. Gene Ontology annotation, molecular function: ubiquitin protein ligase binding; ubiquitin binding.